CAUAGAAGUAGAAGUUUGUCAGCAGUAACAGCAGCGUGCUUUCAGUCAUGUCCUAACACCAGGCAGACGCACUUAGGAAUAAAAUCUAAAAUGUCGUUUGAAAAUCUGACGAAAACUCUGCAGGGUUUACUUAUCAGUGAAGAUCUAACACCUGGAAAUGGCAGCAGGAUCCUCCAGCUGUUUGUCAAUAAACUCUCUGAAUCCUCUAGGAGCAGCGUUAAAAGAAGCAAGGAGCGCAGUUUGGAUGAGGCAGUCCAGCUCAUGAGGCAGAUCUCAGAGGAACAGCUUCAUGGUUUGGAGGAAGAGCAUAAGCUGCUUCUGGUCAGACUCCUCCUUUCCCUGCAGCUGGAGAUGGUCAACAUUUCCACAGCCUGCCGGAAAGUGGACCGGAUGCUGCAGCAUCUGGCAGAAAAUGUGGAUCAGCAUUUGGUUUAUAAAGAAACCCUGCACAUCUUUGACUCCAUAGUGAAAAGUGAUCAGGUUCUUUCCUUGGAGGAUCUGCAGAGAGCUUGUAUGUUCCUGGAGGACAGUGCAGUUGGUCGGAGGAUUUGGCUGGAAUCCUGCGUGCCCAUGCUACAGAGAUUAUCAGAAACUCUCCCUGCUCUGUUACAAGAGGAAUCCCAGAGAGAUGGACUGAUCUGUUACACUGCUGUCAAAGUGUGUUUGCAAGUGUUUCAGCUGUUGUGGAGUGAAGUUGCUCCUCUGGUUUGGGAGGAGAACGGCAGCAAAGAGGCAAUCCAGAGGAUCCUGCAGGCUCUUAUGGACAUAAUCAUUGGACAGUGCUGCAACAGGGACACGCGUCUUUUGGCAGGAACUGCUGUGGCGAUGCUGAUUAACACGGCGUCUCAGAGCGGAGCUGCAGACGCUGCAGCAUGGAGCCUGCUGCAGGCCGCUCAUCCAACCACCCAACCCUUCCAGCUCACUGUGGGGGUUCUGCAGGUUCAGUGCAACCCAGCAGGGAAGGACGGAGUGAAGCGAUUGGCUUUGAGCAGAGGCCUCCUCACCUGCUGUCGAUCUCACAUCUUACUGAGUCCGAACCCCAGCGGCCUUCAGACCUGUUUGCUGCUGGAUGGUUUGUUUCCUCUUGUUUCUAAUCUUUGUGCAGAGAAGCAGGACUGCCACUACUUUGCCUUUGAGGUGUUAACUCUGUGGCUGAGGAGAGUGAAAGAGUGUGUUGAUGAUAUCUGGAAGGCGACCGGCGCCCGCCUCCUGCCUGACGACAGCAGGCUGCUGCAGAAACUCACCGACAUUAUUUGGACCAAUGCAGAAAGCCCAAUAGAUGGGGUGCCUGAGCUUGCCAGCAGUGCCUUUACUCUCUUGCUGAACCUUUAUGCCAUGGACUCUGAGCAGUUUUGUGACACCAAGAGGAAUUUUUAUUUUAUCCUUCUUGAGCGCUUAUUGAAACUACCCUGGGAGGCAAAAGCCAAAUACCACCGCCUUUGUGCUCUGCUGCCGUAUGUGGGAACGGAUCUGAUGCUGAAUCGAUACACUGAGGUUUCCAGUCAUCUCUUGAAGUGCCUAUCGACCAAUCACCUGUCACCUUGUGCAGCAGAGUUUUAUAAGUGUCUGAUCCAGCAGCAAAGGCGAGAGUCUCCAGCUUCGCUCUCUGAGCUGGAACUCGCAGGACGCUGGGCAAAGAGCUGGCAGCCUUUCCUGGUGGAGGCUCUUACAUCUGACAUCACUCUUCUACAGAACAACAGCUCCACACAUUUAUUGCCCUGCACCUUUCAGGUUUUCUCCUCUGCCGUGCAUCACCUGCUCGCCUCCUUAAACCCCAACAAGCCGGGCCAUUUGCACGCCUGGGCGUGCAUCCUGAGCUCCUACCGUGCUAUCAGUGGCUGCUCGCCCUGGGCUCUGCAGGGAAGCUCCACCUUUUUAACACUGGAGCUGGCUCUUGGGGCUGCGGAUGACAAAAUCCGUCUGGCUGCUCUCAACCUGCUCUGCUGCAGCCCAAAGACCAGAGACGUCCCCAGCACAGAGGAGAUGAAGAUACUGAAGGAGUUUAUUCCUGAGAAUUUGAAUUGCGAGUCCUCGCCUUUCCGACAGCACCUUCAGGCUGCAGUGAGAAGGUUUCUGGUUCGUAUCAGAGAUGGAUGCUUGGCACACAUCAGAGGAGAGAAAGGCAAAAAGAAAGAUCCCAGCCAUGAAUGUAGAGAGAAUAUUCUGAAGCAAGGGAUUGGCUUUGUGGAGUGGUUAGGUCAGCUUCCAUACAGCUUCCUUUCACCUGGACACAGCUAUCAGAGGAAGAAGACAGCGCUUCUGUUGCUGUCUGCAGUCCUGGAGACGUGCACAGACACCUGGAGCCCCGACAAAAAGAAAGGACAGCCACCAGCAAAUAUAGGCCUUCUUAUUGCCUGUGCCAGACAGAGAGGACAGUGGGAUUUCUUCUGCAGAGCCAAGCAGCUGCUUCUGCUCAGCUGUCUAGAAGACUCUACAAAUGAAAUCAGGGAGCUCUCAGCCACCAUUUUGUUGAAGUUUUUCCCUCCCAGUUUCCCUGCGGACAUUGCUGAAGUCCUGGAGGUCAGGAGCAGCCAGCUUCUGCGCAGCCCUCGGGUGCAGGAGGCUCAGAUGGGAGCGCUCAUGGUGAAAAUACUCCUCCAGAAAUCAGGACAUCGGUGUGACGACUGCAGUCUAGGUUUGUCUGUCAACCCUGGAAGGAAUCCCAAAGCCUUUUGUGUUGUUAGAGACCUAGUGAAGGAGCUGGAGGAGCAUUACCUGAUGGCCAAAGUGGACAUGAUGGUCUCUGCCAGAACCAGGCCUAUACAUGGCGUGUUAUGUGCUCUUCAGAGGUGUUUGCUGCCGGCAGCUGAUGAUAUCUGUUCUAUAAUUGACCGAAGUCUCAUCACUAAGCUGUUGGAUCUUCUGGAGAAUAUUUCUCUGCUGUUGCUUGCGGUUCUUCAUGGGGACCGGGAGGCUUUUGUUGCUGAAAAAUAUGCUCCCCCUUCCUUUUGUGAUAUGGGAAACGCCAUCAGCUCUCUGAUAUCCCGGCAGGCUGGAGGUGAUCAGAUGGAUGAAGAGGAUUGCAUCCUGCUGUCUGAAGAGCACAGCCUAGUUCUCACCUGCUGCUGGGUCUCUCUUAAGGAAACUGGAAUUUUUUUAGGAUCUUUGGUGGAGAAAGUUCUCAAAGAAUCCAAACAACGUUCUGAGUGUCUUUGGGCUAAAGACGAUUUAAGGAGGGCUUCAGAAUUAUUUAAGGAUAUUCUUCUAAAUUGCCGCCACUGGGGGGCAGUAGAGGGCUGCUGUUUAGGCUUCACAAAGUUCUGCACCUCUCUGCUGAGCAGCAAUGAUCCAGACCUUCAGGAUAUUCCAGCUCAGAUACUCAAAGAAGGACUGCAGGUUGUUCAGUCCCCCCGCUCGGCGUCUGUGACCCGACGUGCUGCAGGGUUGCCCAUCAUGAUCCUGUGCGUUCUGUCAGCAGAGGAGGCCAGUAAGGCGAGGCCGCUGUUGACCCUCAGUAUGCAAACUCUGUUAGAACAGGCCAGACGUCCUGUUGAUGAGAACUGGGACCAAACCCUGGACCUCCCACAGGUGUGUGCUGUUCACACUCUGCAGGCGUUGGUGCGCGGAGCAGGUUUGGGAGCAGCUGUUCUUCAGUUUGCUCCUGAUGUGGCCAUAUUGUCUCUGACUCUCCUCAGAUCUCCCUGCUGGGCCAUGAGAAAUGCUGCUUUGCAACUUUACAGUUCUCUUUGCUCUCGAAUGCUUGGCCAGCGAUCCAGCAGUGUGGAGACCGGACCCAUCCAGCACAGCAUGUCCCCUGCUGCCUUCUUCUUUCACUACCCUCCUCUUCAACCUUUCCUCCUUGGCGAGUUGAGAGAAGCAGCAGAACACGUCCAAAAGCCGACCGCUGGGGCGAAGCUGCAUCUACAGCCCUCACUAUACCCCAUCCUCACUCUGCUGGCCCAACUCCAGCCUGGAGUUCAGGACUCAUCACAGAUGCUGUUGGACUACCUGCCUCCAUUACUGCAGCUCUCUGCCAGUCCCAUUUAUAGUGUGAGAAGGAUGGCCUCCAUAGCUCUGGUUGCCAUGACACCCCCUUCUGGGUACAUGGACCUCAUCGUGAAGCUGACCUCUCAGCUCCCUGGUCCACAGGAGUCCUUAUGCCACAAUCGACUCCACGGCCAGCUGCUUCAGAUUAAAGCCCUCCUGGAGCGAGCUCUCUGCCCUGACAGUGCCGUUUCUGCUGACUUAUGUGAGGUGGUGAGCAGAAUGCAGGCCUCCAUGUGGUUGGGGACCACAGCUCAGCGCUGCCUCCUAGUGAGAGCAGUAUACCUCAGUGUUGCUGAAUCUCUCAGAAGACAUUCCUGUGACUCCUUUCUGUUGCAGCUAAGUGACAGACUCAUGCAUGAUCUCUAUGCACCUCAGCAGGGUCUCGAGAUUGGCUUGGCAUCCUUCCAUCAAGAAGCCCUUGAAUUCCUCUGUGCAGAUCCAACUCGGGCUCGUCAAAUCUGGGAGAACUUUUCUGCAGCCUCUCCUGAGUUGAGGCUCUCAAUGGUCACGUGGCUGCUAGAUAAACAGAGUUUGCAGCAGGCUGACAUGAAAGAACUGAUCCAGAGGGUGUUGCAGUUAAACUUGAAGGAAGCUUUGCUGGACGACAGUGUGGAUUAUCGUACCAAGUACCUCGCAGCUCUGGUUGCUGUGAUGGCUGAUGGUGGCGCUGCUUUGCCUCAGCCUCUUUCCGACACGGAGCCUUGCCUGUUGGAGUGUUUGCAUUUAUUACUUCAGGACUUAGAGGUUCAGAAAGGUGGACCGGAGUUCCUGUCUCAGGCUCUAUAUGCUGCUAGUCUACUAUUUUCCCAAUUAUCAUCAAAUAGCACCAGUAGUCUAAAGGCAUCAGUUCUUCAACGUUGGUGCGGUAUUCUGGAAAUUCAGCGGACUGCAGAGGCCCCAGAAGUCCUCAGAUUGGUGUGUGGUGAGGCUCUUUGUGCAGCUGGUGUCCCUCUUAUCAACAGCCUUAGAGAGCACAGCUCUCUCCCUGUAGUCAUGAUGAGGUUGAUCAACACAGGCUUGUACCUACUGCAGGAUCAGAACCAGCAGGUGAGGCAGAAAGCUGCCCGUUUUGCCUCUCUGCUGCAUCAUUCAAGACGAGCUGAAAAGCAGAGCAGUGUCUGCAUCAUGCAGGUCAACCGAGCUCUGAAGCUUCUCCUGGACCUGCUGCUGCAGGAAUGCUGGGACAGUCCUGGCAUACUAGAACUGCUGCUUUCCCACCUACCUCAGGCUGACAUCAGAUCAGUGCUGAGAGAAGCCUCAGUAAGAGAAGGGAGUUCCAGUCUGUACGAGCAGGAUGAGGUGAAUGUGUUUGCAGAGCCCUCCAUCAUGUCUGCACACCUGCUGCCCUACCUGCUGCAGAUGGCUGAGAAAUCCUCUCAAUCCUCUGCUUUGGCAGAGACACUAACUAAUUGGGCAAUGGAGAAUGCAGCACAGCUAAUGGAUAACCUUAGCGCCUGUGAGCAGCUCCAGCCAGCUAAAACAUUGACUCCCUCUUGGCUGGCUCUCCUUGUGGAUCCCUGUUUCCACAGUGCUCUUUGCGGCCUCUUAACCAGAGCUGCCCUUCUCCAUCACCUGGUUAAAACCUUCGCUUGUAUACGACAUCUGUGGGAUCCUUUAAACAUGCAGAUGCGUUUGCAGGAUGUUUAUUCUUUACUAAGUCAGAGUGGUGUUCACCUUCCCCCUGCUUUAACAGUUGUUGUGAAUGCUGGAGCACUGCCACUGUACAAAGAGCAGAGGGGAGCUGACCAGUGUGACCUGGGAUAAAAUUAGUUUCUGAUAUUUUCAAAGUGGACAUGACGCACUCGGUAUUAAAUGUAAUGUUGAUGCUGUCCGGCUGCAACCGUUCUUUAACUUAUGCAAGAGCUAAGUGGGUAGGGUUAAUGGUGUAACCCUGUUUGCUUUUGAGGGUCCUUGCCUGGAUGAAGCUUUAUGCCUGUUUUAGUGGCGUUAGGAUCAUAGGGAAAUGCAAUCAGAACAAUAGCUCCAGGUCAUCUAGGCAAAUUUGUUCUUAUGCUCCUCUUCUGCAGCAAUCGUAUCCAGGCUCAGACUGAUGCAGUGAUGUAAUGCAACAGCAUGUGGAAAUAUUGCCUGCUGAGCAGCCAGUGGGGGACGUGAUCUGGGGUUUGAUUUUUCCAUUAGAGGCCUUCUUACUGGAUAAGUGUCCAUUUUCUCAGCCGCGAGAGAGCUGAGGGCAGACUCUGAGGGAUCUAAAUGAGAUCUGGUGGUUUGUCUAUAACAGCCCACACAUUACAGCUGCCUUACAUCAUCAGAUAGUCCACUGCUAGAUUGAUAACCACUAGAAUUCAGGAAACUUUCAACAUUCAAUUCAAUAGUUUCAGUAUUAGGUGAUUAGUAGAAUUUUAGCAGAGAAAGUUAAUUCCUUGAUGUAGAAAAUUAAUCAGAAUCUGUCUGUAAACCAGAAAAUGAAGUUUCUCUUAUUUUUUUUUUUUUUUUCUCUAUGUAUGAACAGUUUGUUGCACCAACAAGUGCAUGGAUUUUAUAGCUAUGACAGUUUUCCCUGUGACCUGCUCUAGGUUUACAUGGUGCACAGUAAGUAUCCCCAUUUUAAGAUUUCUUUUUUUUUUCUUUUAACCAAAACUAAAUAGAAUUUAAGCAACGGUUCCUUUUUUUUUUCCACUGAAUUUACCUUAGAAACAUACAGGGAGUUGAUUUUUUUUUCUGAAGGUUCAGUGGCUGUUCUUGACAAAAAGGAAAGGAGACUUUGAUUGCAUAGAUUUUAGUAACGGGAGAGCAAUUCUCACAAUCUCAAGCAGAGGUAAACAGAACUUAACAAAUGUCACAUGAUUCAUUCAUAUCAUUUAUCAGAUAUAUUCCAAUAAAUAAAUGCGAUAUAAAACAUAAAAUUUACUAUAUCUUAUAUGGAUAUUUUAAAACUAUGUCUAAUAUAGGGAAAUAAUCAGAAUAUUUGUCAAAUAUAAAACAAAUGUUAUUUUUUCUUGCUGAAACCAGACUUCUCAGCCUGAAAUAUCUUGCAUUCCCAGAAGGCGUAAAAAGUGGAUAAGUGACCAUACUGAGAGUAUGUGGAGUAGUAGAAAGCUUGCAUCCAAAUUCUUUACUUAUUAACUAAGGCAACGGGAGGAAAGGCAAGGAUCAGAGGGUACAGCUUCUGUAAUCAGGUGUGUAUUUUUAUAUAAAUACUGACUUGCGUGCCAUUUGAGGCUUGCAGGUAGUAUUUUUCCACUGCUAGUAAAUAAAAUGUUCCUGUUGAUGCAUUUAUUCUAAAAUCUAUAUGUCAUUGUUUGAAUGAUUAUCUUGGGCAUGCUAUUCAAGGAAAAAUGUUAUCAUUGUUAGAUUUUCUUUGAUAACUUUGUAUAACCAGACAUUGAAUGAGCACAUAUUUUAGUAUAAAAUGAAGAGCAGCAUUUGAUGUGAAAUCAGAUUUACUUGCUGGGUAUUUGUGAGUUUCAGUAUUUUGAUCAAUAAAUAAAUGACCAUUUAAAGUGCUCAAACUUUUCUUGAAUAUUAUUUUUUUUUACUUAUUUGUACUUUCUUGUUAAUGUUACUUAUUGCCUAGUCCCAAAGCAAAGCUUUAACAUGUCAUGUUGGUGAAGAUUUCUCUACUUUUUUAAGACAUAUUUGAUUUGUAGCUAAUCUGAAAACUGUGAUGUAAUUCAUUUGAAAUAAAAGUG
Molecule: messenger RNA, 7637 nt
Organism: Cyprinodon variegatus (sheepshead minnow)
Lineage: Eukaryota; Metazoa; Chordata; Actinopteri; Cyprinodontiformes; Cyprinodontidae
Product: thyroid adenoma-associated protein homolog
Exons: 31
Coding region: 91-5751 (1886 amino acids)
Biological process (GO): tRNA methylation
Cellular component (GO): cytosol
Source: RefSeq, a predicted model, not a curated record